Molecule: messenger RNA, 1311 nt
Organism: Lycium barbarum (goji berry)
Lineage: Eukaryota; Viridiplantae; Streptophyta; Magnoliopsida; Solanales; Solanaceae
Exons: 4
Coding region: 122-580 (152 amino acids)
Source: RefSeq, a predicted model, not a curated record
AUUCAUUGCCAAUAUCCCACAACUCUAACGACCAAUUCUCAAGAUUUUCAAGUAUUCUUUGAAACUCUGAUAAAUAAUACCCUAUUGAUCAUAAGUCCGCAAAAAAAAAAAAAUCUUCAAUAUGUCUACGUUUCUUGUUUAUCUUUUGGUUUGUAUUUCUCUUCAUGCAUGCAGUGCCAGACCAAUUGCAACAACUGACCAAGAAAACAAAAUACUACUCUCUAGCAAGGAUGUAACAUUUUUGACUAGUGACGUAUCUAAAACAGAAGGAAGAAUAAUCAUGUCCGAAAAUAAUGGAAGAGAUUAUGCAAAACUUAUGUGGAAGAAGAGAUCAAAUGCCUCACGAAAGGAAUUAGAUGAUGAAGAAAAUAAAGGAAACAAGGUCAAGAUAUCGUUUCAAGAGGAAGCUCAAUUAAAGAUAUUGAAGAGAGAAUCACGGUUGAUGCUAGAAUCUCCAACAUCAGCACAACAUGAAGAAGAAGCUGUGAACUCCAUUGGAAACGACCCCGUGGAAGAUGUAGUGGUUAUGGACUAUGCACAACCCCAUAGAAAACCACCUAUUCACAACACAAAACACUAGAUACAUCGUACAAAUAGAUGAAAAAUCAUACUAGUGUUUAUGUAUUUUGCUUUCUCGUUUAUACGUAUGUGAGACUGUUGGUCUUCAGUUUGUUCUUUUUAUUUACUAUUGUUUUCGCAAAUGAAGGAGAAUCCUAGAUGAGAAUACUCCCAUAUUAUAUUGAUACUCCAUGUAUGUACAAAUAGAAAUUACUAAGAAUUUCAAAAGCUAGUUCUAGCAAGAAAUAUCAGUGUUAUGGUCGCGUGUUACAUAACUGCAAUGGUGAUAUAUUAAAUGAGAAAGAAGGGGUUGAGGUUUAUUUAGGGCAUGAUGUGGAUGGAUAUGGUCCCUCAUAUUAUUCUGUUGCUUUUAUCAACUGUGCCUUCAUUUUAAAAAAGUGCAUACACAUAUAAAUAUAUAGGAAAAAUGUAGCAGCGGAGUGGAGUGGUGUGGUGGUCUCUCUGCUGCGAAUGUUUUGGUUGGUUUUUCUUCUUUAAUGAUGGAGACAGUUAUGUGUUCGUUUCAGUUUUGUCCCUACUUUAGUCCCUUUGCAUCUGCUAUACAAUAAACCAAAUCUAUUUUUGUCAUUUAUUACGUGCACAACCAUAACCAGGCAAACAAAUUUGUUAUUUGUCACUCCUUUUCUUCAGUUGGAAGAGUAUCACGGUUAAGGUUUGGGGAGGUAAAGAAAUAUUUUGCAUUUUUAUUCAUAGUUACUGGUAGUGUGAAACUUUUUUCCACAUUUGGUAUAU